Phasianus colchicus (ring-necked pheasant) is the source of this 10026-nucleotide messenger RNA. NCBI's taxonomy places the organism in Eukaryota, Metazoa, Chordata, Aves, Galliformes, Phasianidae. The record is from RefSeq and is a predicted model, not a curated record.
UUGAAUUGAAACACCUGAAGGCAUCAGAGACCUCUGCACAGGCUGGUAGAUAAAAGAUGGGACUCCAGAUAGACCAAAGCUCUUCUGGAGCAGCACUGGGAAGAGCAUGCAGACCCUACAAGGCAACUUAGAAAUAAGAAGUGUAUUGGUUUUCACAAAAUAUAGAGACUGUAGGAUUUAUUACAAUCAUCCAAACUUAGCAAUGUGUCUUCUCCCUUCCCUUGCAACGUAUGAGGUAAUAGGAUCCUGCAUCAAAGGUACAGUGUAAUAAGAUAUAGUGUCAAAUUCUUCAUUAUCUAAUCAGGCAAUCAGAAAAGGUUUGUUGUGAGCUUUAUUUCUUGAAAUGGGAUAAGACCCAAUGCAGUGCAGAGUAGAUCCUGAAGGCUGGGUGCAAGAGUGCACAGACAGCUUUAUUUUCAGAAGGGACUUUCAAGAAGAGGCCUGAAUUUUUUAGGAAGUGAUAAACUGUACCCCUGUAAGACUUGUCUAGGCAUCAGUAGCUAGGGACCUUGACCCCCUUAGUUGUUAGCAAGUUCAACACUAAUGUAACCACCACUAUUUAGGGAAUUUCCCUAAAACACAAACAUUUCAGGUGUUUCCCCAAAUCACAGAUGUUCAUAGAGCUCAUAGAGUCUUUGAAACCAGGACUGAUAACACAGGACUGGAGUUUCAGGUGGUGACAGAGCUUUGGGACAGUAACCAGUCGUGUGAAGGCUGGUUCCAAUGGAAGAGGAAAAGAAAUAGGUGUUAUGGGGCUGCAACCAGGUCAAAACAACCGUUAUAGCCAUUAUCAGCAUGUUAUCUGUUUCCUUCGGCCUUGUUUUGGUCAGUCUAAGGCACAGACUGAGCGCUGCUCCUCCUAGGAGGGUUGAAGGUCACAGAGAGGAGGGCAGCCCCAUCACCUCCUGCAUGCCACACACCGAGCUACGACAGCUCCUGCCCUUGUGCCACCCAGCCCAUGGAUCUGCUCAUCUCUGCAUGAUGCCGAUCUAUAAAAGGGUGUGGUGGCAAAAAGGCAUCUCUUUAAAAUUCCUUCACUUUUCCUCCUUCUUCCAGUGCCACUGACCUGUGCCUCCACCUCACCUCUGAGCUGCCAUGGCCACGCUAGAGACGCUGCCAGUUCUUAGUGACCCAACGUACCCCAAUCCAGAAAACUUCCACGGGUUUGCUCCUCGGCCAUCCCAAAACACCUCCCGCAGCAUCAUGGGGAGCGUGGGGAGCGGGGUGGCCAACGACCAGGAGUUCGCCAUGAAGAGCGUGGGGACCCGAACGCAGAGCAGCGGCCGGCAGAUGGAGGGGUCUCGCAAUGGGUUCUCCACGAGGGAGAUCUCCAACCGCUACUCUGGUGAGGAGAAGACAUACAAGUCAGAGAAGGUCUCCAAUUCCCUCUAUAUCAACGGCGACCUGCGUAAGAGUGAGAAGGUGAAGAUGGACAUCUGUGGGAACGUGACCACCAACAACGAGAAGAACAUGCCACCUCCUCCCCAGUACCGAGAACCCAGUAACCCACCAAAGAUAUUGCCAAUCUCCGGCAAACUAGACCAGAGCAAUGAGCCCUUAGUUAGACCCUCAGCCUUUAAACCAGUAGUUCCUAAAAACUUCCAUUCCAUGCAGAACCUCUGCCCGCCGCAGAGCAACGGGGUGACAGAGAACAGAAAGAGCUUGAACCAUGCCAACAGCAAUAGCCCAUCUGCACCCAAAAGUGGACUCGACAAGAGCAGCCUUAACAGGACUACAAACCAAGUGGGAGGCCUUUCGGAUUCGGGUCGUAACUCGUUAACGAGUCUGCCCACGUAUGGGACAGGCUACAGCCAGCACGUGGGCCCGAUGAGCGCCUCGACGAGCCACAUCAACCGCAUCGGCACGACCUACACGGACAAGAACAUCGUGGGAUACAACGGGAUAUCUACCUCAGACAGCGGCCGGUCUUCGAGCAAGAGCACCUCUUCGUUCAACAGACUGAACCAUCUCAAUGAAACGAUGCCUUUCCACUCUCCUUCCACCGACGACAUCAUCCAAGACUUGGAAGACAGGCUGUGGGAGAAGGAGCAGGAGGUCCUCCAGAUGAGAAGGAACUUGGACAAAAGCGAGGCAGCCAUCUUCCAAGUGUUUGAGGAGAAGCAGAAGAUCUGGGAGCGGGAAAUGGAGGAUCUCAGGCAAAACUACGCCAACAAAUUGCAGCAGGUCUCCAAAAAGGCGCAGCGGGCACAACAGGCCUUGCAGCUCCAGAUAUUCAAGCUGCAGCAGGAGAAAAAAAAACUCCAAGAUGACAUGGGGCAACUCCUCCAGCAGCGAGAGGAGCUGGAGAAGAAAUUUGUGGCUUUCAAGAAGGAACAAGCUGAGUUUCUCCCAAAGAUUGAAGAGACCAAGUGGGAGGUGUGCCAGAAGGCGGGUGAGAUCUCCCUGCUUAAGCAGCAACUGAAGGAUUCCCAAGCGGACGUCUCCCAAAAGCUGAACGAGAUUGUGGGGCUGCGGACACAGCUUAAAGAAGGUAAGAACUUCCUCCGGGAGAAGGAGGAACAAAUCCUCACCUUGAAGGACUCCUACAGCUCCAAGAGCGUCAACCUGGAGAUCUGCGAGAGCGAGCUGCAGCGGAAGAUGAGCGAGGUCCAGGUGCUGAGGGAAAAACUGAACCACUGUGAGCUGGAGGUGUCAGGACUGAAGCGGACACUUGCCAGCAUGGGACCUCCGGGGUCUUUUGGUGGGGACCUGGCUGAGAAGCUGCAGGACCCGCUGGCCUGUGAAAGCGACGAAGCCAAGAUGCAGCGGCAGAGCAGCGAGGACAGCGUCAACGCGCUGCGGAAGGAGGUGGAGAGGCUGCAGACGGAGCUGAAGCUGGAGCGGCAGCAACGGGAGCAGCAGGUGAUGGAUUUCGAGGAGGAACGGCGCACGUGGCAAGAAGAGAAGGAGAAAGUCAUCAAGUACCAGAAGCAGCUGCAGCUGAACUACGUGGAGAUGUACCAGAAGAACCAACUCUUGGAGCACAAGGUGAACGAGAUGAACACAAAGACCACCAGCCCACCGCACACCGAGGAGAAAAAAACGUGGACUCCUUCCAGGCUGGAGCGAAUAGAGUCCACUGAGAUCUGAGGUGGGACCAAGACAAUACCCAUAAUUUUUUUUAUUGCUGUGCAUGUACUACCUACUCAAGCCAGUGGUCUUCUGAAGGAUAACACGAUACCAUAGGAGCGGUGUGAGGUGGCUUGCACUCAGCUCCAUCACCCUUACUCUAUUCUUCUGUGCUCUGUAGGUAAAUAACUGUGGACGUGCGUUGUUUUUCUAUCGAUAAUGCGACAUCUCUUUGUUUGGUUGGUUUUUUUUUUCCUAGUACAGCUGGUGAGGGUCAAUUGGCUCAUUUGUAAUCUGCCGUGACUGUUACUUCACUAGAGGCUGCCAUCCCCUCUCCUACAAUUCACCCCUCUUUGGUUGGUUGUUUUGGAGGGUUGUACUUGGUUUCUUUGGUUUUCCAAGCACUUAUGUGCAGCAAAACAGUGCAAAUUUGGCAGGUUUUUUUUUUUUGUUUUUUGUUUUUUUUUCAGGGCAUUUUUAGCCACAUUGGCUAAUGGAGCAAAGCUCUUGGGAUCAUGAGCAAUCUCACUGUUUUGCAUCAAGUAUCUUGUCUAGACAACGGUCUUAGUGAAAUCAGUGAGAGAUUGGCCACUGAUUUCAGUGAAACCAGACAUAUCUCCACCAGAUGACUCUCUCUCGCAGCCCAUGGCUAGCAUGGUUGCAAGAGGUUAGGACCUACUUGUGAAGCAGUGUGAGCUUGUCCUGGUAACAUAAGCCAACAAGGAGUGGUUACCCAGUAGGAGCCUUGUUUGAGGCUCAACAGAGCUUGGUACAUGCUGUGUUUUCGUUUUGUUGUGGUUUCUGUCUUCAUUUCCACUUGCCUCCUGGGUUGUGACCCAAUCCUGGGAGCAUAAAUACCCUCCCACCUCUGCCUUGAUCCCUCUGUUCUUAAAUAUAUUCAUGCUGGAUACAGAAAGGAAAAAAAAAAAAAAAUUAGAUCCAAGCUAGUUCCCUUUCUCCAGAGUCCUCUGAAUUCCCACAGUCAAUGGAACAAGGUUUGGGGAAGCCUUCAAACUUGUGGGUUGUUUAUGCAAACAGAAGCUUUAGCAGUUUCCCAAUAGUGGACAAUUGUACUAACCCAUUCCCAAAAGAGAGGCAGUUUGGUGCAUUCUCUCUGCCCAGGGUCUAUUUACAAAUGGCAUCUAAGCCUCACUCAGGAGCUGCAGGGAGCACAUAUCAGCACUACCACUAGAUUGCAGUGAGGGAAGUGAGCAUCAGCCUUCAGCACAACCAUUUGGAAUAGUGCCCAUCGUGAUCCCACAUGGCAUCAUAUAUUCCAGGAUUAUAGAUAAUGCAGGGCCAGCUUAAGAAAAUUGUCAGCUACUAAUUCUGAGUAUGAGAGCAUUCAUAAAAAGAGACAAUACUUAAGAUCAUACAAGUGCUUAUGCCCUGGCAGAAUAAUAACCAAAUCCUACAUGUGCACUCACUGAAAAUGAUGCAGGCAUCAAAACACAGCAUUUCACUUCAAAAGGCGGGCAAAAUUCUUCCUUUCACAGACACUUUUCUACCAUGAUCCGCAGCAAAGAGUAAAAAGUGCUGUAAAGUGGGAUUUGCACUGACUGGGCAGUGGCCAAAGGAUCAAUGCAAGUAGAAAUUUAGGCUCUUUUCCCUAAGGAGCAGCUAGAAGAACAAAGGCAGAAUUUACAUUUUGGGAUGCCUGUAUGACGUGACUUCAGGGAGAGUUUGGCCAGAUAACACCUGCACAAUAAGGAAGAACCUCAGAGUGUUGAGAGGCUGAAGACCUUUCAAACAAAAGUCCAGAAGCCACUUUCCUUCCACAUUCCCUUCCCUCUGAGCACUCCCCUUUCUGUCACCAGAUCUGACCUUCAAGCUGGAGUCACGUGCUGUUGUGGUGAGCUCCAGACUGAGCAAAGAGGCUGAGCAGGACAGAAGGGACUCCACUGAUUUCACCAACCUCCAGCCAAGGUCAACAGACAGUAUUACAGGGAGGAACUGCUGGUAGCUGGCAGUGAUCCCUGGAGCUGUAAAAAAAUGGAGAUGUGCAAUGAGACCAGGGUAUUUCAAAACUCCAGUCCUCCAGCAAGGACCUGGCAGAAGGUCAUUGGCACAGAACUGCUUCAACCUGCUGGAAUCAAUGGAGCCGGGCCUUGGUCCCCAUGCCAGCCCUCCUCUUUGCUUUGGUGUUUCAGAGGCUGCAGCCUGAGCCAGAGGCUCCAAAGACAUCCUACAUAUGCUGCAUACACCCUUAGCAGGUAGAUCCUUGGGCUUCCUCCAUUUCAUACACUGAGCUUUCUAGAUGGAGCAGAACAUUUCACAAUGACAGGCUUGAAGAUAUGGUGUCUUGUGUUAUUUCAGCUUUCUGUGCUUCUCUUUCCACAUCAGAUAAACCUGUAUCUUCUUCCAUCCCAAAGCAGCGGACAGGGCCUUGUGCUUGUGAAGGGCUUUUCAGUCCUUGGACAAAAGGGCAAAGCAUAGAGAAACUGUAAGAAAUGCAAGAAGUUUCAAGUCUCAAAUGCCUGUCUCUUGAUGAUUUUGACGCCACCACACAAAAAGCAAACAAUCCAUCAACAAAAAUCUUACCCUGGUAAUAAGAUGGGUCCAAUGAUCUAUUUCAUUGUUGAGUCAUUGUUCCUCCCAGCCCUGCUGAAUUUGAGGUUUGUUUCCCAUUAACCAUCGCAAGAACCAGGCUUUCAAUCAGUGGCUCAAGAACACCUACACUGAUUGAAUUUUGAGUAUCUGAUGUUUAGGAGGUAUACGUUAUAAUUCUCCACUGUGUUAACAUCCAAGAGGAACUGGCACCAGCAUCAUCCUGUGGGACACCUUCUCACCAGAGCUCCUUAUUAAUCCAAGGGCAGGAAAAACAGACUCAUCUGGCCUCCCCACAUACCUGAAUCCCCCCAGCAGCAAUCAGGCAAGCCCUCCGCUUGCAAGGCUUGCUCUGUCAUUAUUUUCCCAGAUGUUUAGGGGUUUGGUUUUUUUUUGCAAGGGUGAAUGUGUCUUGACAGUCCCAGUGAAACCUGGAAGCAACAGGGUUGUCUGAUUGCUGCCCAGGUGCCAAAAUAGUGUUUUGAUGACAUAUCCUAAGAACAGCCAAGAAGAGUCACAUCUUGUCCUCCUUUGAAGUUCAGACAGGGUUGGUAAAAAGUUUCUGUCCUAGAGAGUUUGGGCUUGACCAUAUCCCAGGUAUCCCGUCCAUCUUUGCUCAUCCAGCUCUAGAGCUGAUGGGAAUCCAUGUGAUGUACUUUCAGGUUCUGGUAUUGCCCUCAAAAUCUUGCAUGUGAUCAGUCUUUACUGAAACAAUUUAUCUCUAACUUGCCUAUAACUCAUCUCUAACAGUAAGAGCUUUGAUUCAUAAGGGGCUCAGGUCAGUUGCCCACAGAUGGGAUUUAGAGCCACUAGAGAUGGUCUGGGAUACCUGAUACAUGGGGCAGGCCAGUAUUAUCCAAGCCCUGUGGAAGAACCAGCCAGUGGUGGGAAGAGCUGGAGCAUUCUUAGUGGCAUACCACCCAUAUGCAGGAAACUGAGUCAUGCUGCAUGCACACAGCUAUUAUAUGAACAAAUGCAGGGCACUGAUUAACUCCAGCAAAUUCCACCCAUGAAGACUUAGGCUGACCAGCUCUCCUGGUGCAAGCAGAGGUGCAAGCAGCCCUUCUUACCAGUUCCUGUGAGUGAAGUUGAUUUGCUCCACCAUCAGGGUGAAGCUGCUGUGACCUUGUUGCUACAAGGUGCCCACCCAACUGAGGUAGCACCCUUUGCACAGCCAGCAUUUCUGUCUCUUCCUGGCUGUGAACGCAGCAACCAUCACAUGUUGUGCUUCACACACUCCCACUUAGGUUCUGCCAGUGUCUCGUGGCAGCCAGCUGGAGUUCCAGCUGUCACUGGUGUAAUGCCACAGGGAGAUCACCUCUGGGUUUCCACUCAAGAUAGAAGUUCAGUCAUUGUUCUUAGACUGCUGUGUUUUAUGGAGACAAGCGUACUUGGAUGUUAAUAACAGCCCAGCUCUAUAUAAGAAUGAUUAAAUGAAGAGACAAGAAAGUUUUGUGGCUUCUAUACCAGUGAAUGGGUUGGAAGUAGCAGCAGAUGUUGCAUUUGGGCACUGAGCAUUAUCUAGAGGGUGCUCAGCACCCUCUGAGCUUCUAUUGGCUGCAAUGGAAAUGGAUAAGGCUCAGCAAAUCCCAGGAAAGCAAUCUGCUUGGGAUCAGCUCCAAGAGAGCAGCCUGGUGUCACUUUGUCCUGCCUCCAUGCUUGCUUUCACCCUGAGCCAGGACUUACAAUUGCGCCCAGGUUAAGGCUGAAGUCCCCCUGCCCAUCUUGUAUCCCCAGGAAACCUCCUGCACUGGGGCUCCCAGUGGUGUCCCCCCAAGCCCCAUGGGAAGGACCAACCCACCCCACUCCUGUCCCUCACUGUGGCACUUUACAGCUUGCUUGAGACAGCGAGCUCUGAAAAAUGUGACCAAAGAUCUCUGGAAAGCACUGGACAGUGUGCUUGGAGCUGACUCCCAGCCUUCCCAGGAAGGAAGAGACUGAUGUGGGCUGGGAGAGAGGACAGGGUAGAAAGGAGGGUACUUUUCACAGUUCCAGGGUGAGGCGAUUGUCCCCAGCUGGUGAUGCCAGUGUCCUCCUUGGUGCCAAGUAGCUCCAUGUGUCACCCAGGGUGAGUAGGGACUCAGGAGGCAGGAUGGAUCUGAUUCCCCUUUUUUCUUGAGCAGUAAGGAGUUCAUCUGUAAGGAGGCAUGCCAAGCCAUUACACUUGUCUUCAGAGCCACAGGUCUUCUAUAGUUCAGCAGUCAAAGGCCUGUUCUGGUUCAGUGUGAAUGGGCCAGGAAAAUGUUAGAGCCAGUUCUUCUGACUGUCCCCUUGUCCCUUCCCCAGAUCACCACUGAGCAUCCUCAGCACCUGCCAUAUGCCCCUACACCAUGCUUCUGCCCCAUGGCUGUGCUGAGCUCUGCUCCAUUUCUGUCAGGAAUAACAGCCUGCUGAUGGGCAGUGGCAGCCCUCUUCUGUCUUGGAACGUGUCCUGCUUGCUGUUACUAUAACCCUAUCUUUCAGUCAAAGCCUUAAAGGGCAGAGUUACCUUUCACCAAGAUCCCUCAUUGAGGAUCUGCUCAUGAUAUUGCCUGUGUCCUGCUGCCCCUCUGCAUCAGCUCUCCAGACUCUCCUGCCUGAUUUCAGUUCAUUGGUGUAACACUGUCCCAGGAACACUCACUGCCUUUCCCAGUUCUCUCCCAGAUACUUCCAUUAACAAGCAGGAGCUUACACUGAGAGCAGCUUGCCCUGACCCUGCCCUUAGAGGAACUUUCUAGACUACUGAUCCUCACAUCUCCAUCAUUCCCAUGUCAGCUACAUCAGCCCUGUUUUACCUCCAUGAGAGAUCUUGCUUCUUGCUGAAGGACAUCUCCAUGGCCUUUAAUCCUUUGAGAUCACUGCAUGGGGCUUCACACCAUCACAAUACUAAACCCAGCCAGCUCUGAGGCUUCCCCGGUCCUUCCACCUUUUGCAAAGGCAGGGGUGUAAGGGACACAAAAGUAACCUUGAUCACACAGCUCCCGUGCCACUGGGUCCCCAUGGGGGCAGUGAGGUAUUGGGAUCACAUUCAUCAGUUUUCAGAUGUCAGCUUCCCAAUCAGAUGUUCCACAUUGGCAGCACAACUGUCAGCAAAACAGAAAUAAGCCUGUGCACUUUCAGGAUAAGCCUGUUCCCAGUUUCUCUCCAUUAAGGGGGAUUGCAUCAGAUCUGGAUCCUGGGACAACCUCUGGCAUGUACGGUUGUGUUUUCAGGGCUCCUCUACAGAUCUGUUUUCUAAGCAGAAAGUCUCUGCUUUCUGUCACAAAGCAAUAGGUUUUUUAGGGAGAUUUAAAAAGGACUCUUCCCAACUCUGAUACUUGCAGGCAAUCCAGUGUUCUCUUGAAUACCAUCGUAACUCCAGUUCUGGGCUGUCCUUCAAAAAGCAAUGUGAGGCCAGGUCUGGCUCCGUAUAAGGAAUGUGAAAAAUAUGUGAGCCUGGUGGUCCCCAUUCCUUCAGAGAGCCCAUGUCCAGCAGGCAAUCAGUGUGGGUCCCUGGGAUGUGUGGUCCAUCCUCCUUUGGUGCCCAUCCCAUGACUGUUACUGUGUGCCUGCAGCCAGUCAGCUCACUGCAGAUCACUGACAUGGGAACCACUGGAUCCCCAGAGGUGUCUGAACCCAAAAGUCAUAUUUGAUGACAGCCACACACCAAUGGGAAACAAAGCUUUCCCAUUCCUGGGAGCCAGGCUGUCCUAGGAACUCUCUCAGAGAAGAAAAUGCCCAUGGUGGCACACGGGUUCCCUUCCAGUAGCUGAAGGGAGCAAACAUGUCCAGGUAGAGCUCAGACACCGGUGCAAAAACGCACUGCCACCGGUGCCAAAAUGCUGCACAACUGGCCAAUGAGUCUAUGCAGUCCUUUCCCACACAGCAGUGUCCCUGCAGAGCCCAGCCCAAGGAGGCUGGGUCUCCCUCCGAGGUGUCUUUGUUUGCACUCAUGUGGACCCGAUAAAUGCUGUGAGCUGAGAGGUGGCCCUUCAGGACUCACUCUCAGCCUUCACCUUGCACAGGGCAGUAAGGUUGCGAGGGUUUCCUCAUCCAAAAUAGAUGCACAUUCUUAGUCACCGGUUUCUGUGUCUCUUUUCUAGGAGAAUAGGCCCCUAAAACCCAGCUCCCCAAUAGUGGGAUGUCAGGUUGGGCGAGCCUGUGCCCCAAGCAAGCCUGUUGUCUGAUCUCACCAGCAAUAAAAGCCCCGUGGGGGAGCAGCCAGAGCUUUCCAGGCUGUGUGUGUAGGAUCUCUGCAUCAGACCCUUUGUCCAACGUUUUGGACCUGCCUGACUGUAAAUUCCACCCCAGCCUUGUGCUUCCCCUCCUCUGUUUGUUUCUUGAAGCCUCGAUCUCUCUCUGCUCUUACUGUGAAUUCAAACCAGAAGUGUUCUGAACUCGACUCUGUUACUGUUUGUUCUGCGUUGACUGUUGCUGGUUCUCUGAACUGCG